Arachis duranensis is the source of this 1597-nucleotide messenger RNA. RefSeq names its product 14-3-3-like protein GF14 kappa. Gene Ontology annotation, biological process: signal transduction; photosynthesis. The coding region runs from base 68 to 1030 and encodes 320 amino acids. Gene Ontology annotation, cellular component: thylakoid; cytoplasm; membrane. Lineage: Eukaryota; Viridiplantae; Streptophyta; Magnoliopsida; Fabales; Fabaceae. The transcript is spliced from 4 exons. The record is from RefSeq and is a predicted model, not a curated record.
AUCUCAACAAACAAACAUUAGUAAACUAAUCAAGCUAAGGUUUGAUUCUCUUCUCGUCUUCAUCAUCAUGAAUGCAAACAAGCCAUCAAGGGAAGAAUCCAUAUUCUUAGCAAAGGCAGCACAAGCUGCAGAGAGAUACAAGGAAAUGGUGGACUUCAUGAAGACUCUAGUCCUUUCGAUCACCCCGGCUGCCGAGCUUACGGAGGAAGAAAGAAAUCUUGUAUCGUCAGCUUACAAGAACAUGAUCGGUCCUCUUCGCACGGGGUGGUGCAUUGUUUCGGCAAUCGAGAAGAAGGAAAAUGACGGCGAAGACGAGAAGCGCGCCGCCAUAGUCAGGGCAUAUAAGUUAGACCUGGAGUCCAAUAUGUCACAUGUGUGCAAUGAUAUUCUUGGACUCCUAGAGUCCAACUUGCUGCCCUCGGCUGCGGCCAGCGACUCUAGGGUUUUUUAUUUGAAGAUGAAAGGUGAUUAUAUUAGAUACUUGUUGAAGUUUGCGGUUGGCGAUGAUAGAAAGAUAUCUGCUGAUGCGGCCAUGGAGGCUUAUACGGCGGCUCAGGAUAUUGCUGUAGUGGAUCUUGCGCCUUCUAGUCCAAUAAGAUUAGGUCUCAUUCUCAACUUCUCAGUGUUCUGCCAUGAAAUCCUCAAUGAGCCUGAUAAAGCUUGUGACAUGGCUAAACAGGGUAUUGAAGAAGCAAUUGCAGAAAUAAAAACACUAGCAGAGCCGCCAAACAAAGACACCACUCUUAUAAUUCAACUCCUAAGAGAUAAUCUCUCCAGUUGGACCACUGAGGUCUCUUUGUAUGUGUUGUCCGGAAAGAGGAGGACUCUGAUUAUUUGUUUGUCAGAACCAAAAGUAAAGAUUUUGGUAGAUAGAGAUCCCAUAAAAACUUCUUUUGAGAAAUGGGCAAAAUCCAGUCAUUUCUCAAGAACAAUAGUUAAGGGACCCGAUACUACUACUUGGAUUUGGAACCUACAUGCUGAUGCUCAUGAUUUCGAUAGCUACACUAGUGAUUUAGAGGAGAUUUUCUGAAAAGUAUUUAGUACCCAUUUUGGCCAACUCUCCAUCAUCUUUCUUUGGCUUAGUGGCAUGUAUUUUCAUGGUGCUCGUUUUCCAAUUAUGAAGCAUGGCUAAGUGAUCCAACUCACAUUGGACCUAGUGCCUAAGUGGUUUGGCCAAUAGUGGGCUAAGAAAUAUUAAAUGGUGAUGUCGGCGGGGGGUUUCGAGGAAUACAAAUAAUCUCCGAUUUUUUCCAAAUUUGGCGAGCAUCUGGAAUAACUAGUGAAUUACAACUUUAUUGCACCACAAUUGGUGCAUUAGUAUUUGCAGCCUUAAUACUUUUUGCUAGUUGGUUUCAUUAUCACAAAGCUGCCCUAAAAUUGGCAUGGUUACAAGACGUAGAAUCUAUGUUGAAUCACCAUUUGGCAGGAUUACUAGGACUUGGAUCUCUUUCUUGGGUCGGGCAUCAAGUACAUGUAUCUUUACCAAUUAACCAAUUUUUAAAUGCUGGAGUAGAUCCAAAGGAGAUCCCACUUCCUCAUGAAUUUAUCUUGAAUCAGGAUCUUUUGGUUCAACUUUAUCCUAGUUUUGCCGAGGGAG